Annulohypoxylon maeteangense is the source of this 2036-nucleotide messenger RNA. Its product is annotated as MFS general substrate transporter. The coding region runs from base 206 to 1993 and encodes 595 amino acids. Gene Ontology annotation, biological process: transmembrane transport. Lineage: Eukaryota; Fungi; Ascomycota; Sordariomycetes; Xylariales; Hypoxylaceae. The transcript is spliced from 4 exons. Gene Ontology annotation, molecular function: transmembrane transporter activity. The record is from RefSeq and is a predicted model, not a curated record.
CCUGUUGAUCAGAGGCAAUAGCCUAGAACUUCAAGGGUGACUUUCCCUUCAGUUAUAUAAGGGAUGGAUCCCGCCCCCUUACACCUCUUUAUGAGGUCCCAUUCUCACUAGUAUAUCCCUUCAUGAGAGACGUUUUACUUAAACCUCCUCAAGGUAUUAAUUAAUAAUUAUUUCAAAAAAUAAAAAAUAAAAUAAAAAAUACACAAUGGAUUCAAACGAUUCCUCCACCACAGAUGUGGAAAGGCCUUCCACCAAGGCUAGCAGUAGCCACCCGGACAACCAAGUCAAGUAUGGACCAGUCAACCCUCCCGGUUUGGCUCGUCGUCCUACGAAUCCUUUAACCCGUAAUGCCACCAAGGAGACGAUUCGAGAUCCUAACUUAGAUGUGAACUUACCGUACCGAACGCUCUCCAACGAAGCCAACCUUACAGAAUACACUACAGAAACAGAACAAGGACAAAUACCUGGACCACUAGAACCUGAUGGAGAGCACCGUUACAAACUCGUCACCUUCGUCCCGAACGACCCUGAAAAUCCUAAGAACUGGUCUAAGGGGUACAAGUGGUAUUGUACUAUGGUCGUGGCCGCUACUUGUUUCGUCGUAGCUUUCUCGUCCAGUGUCGUCACCGCGGAUAUUGUUGGUGUGGCCAAAGAGUUUAAUGUCAGCGACGAGGUCGCGUUACUCAGUAUCACUUUAUUCGUCGUCGGUUUUGGUAUUGGUCCAAUGAUAUUCGCCCCUCUAUCCGAAAUCUAUGGAAGACAGAUUAUUUACGGCACGACACUAUUGGUCGCCGUCGUUUUCAUUAUCCCUGGUGCCGUCGCGAAGAAUAUCGCUACUCUCCUAGUCGCUCGUGCAAUUGAUGGCAUUGCCUUCUCUGCGCCGAUGACACUUGUCGGCGGUACGCUAGCUGACUUGUGGAGAUCCGAGGAAAGAGGUAUUCCUAUGGCUGCUUUCUCCGCUGCCCCUUUUAUUGGUCCUGCUAUCGGUCCGCUCGUUGGUGGUUUCCUAUCUGAUGCCGCUGGCUGGAGAUGGCUAUACUGGAUCCACUUGAUUAUGGCCUUCAUCGUCUGGGUCUUGAUCACAUUCACCGUACCCGAGACAUACGCACCCACCAUCCUAGCCAGGAGAGCCAAGAAGUUGCGCGCAGAGACCGGCGAACAAGACUACGUCACAGAAGAGGAUAUCGACAAGCGACCUUUCACUGAGCGUCUGGGAAUCUUCUUGAUCCGACCCUUCCAGCUUCUAUUCGGUGAAUUGAUCGUCUUCUUGAUCAGUCUAUACAUGUCCGUCCUCUACGGUCUGCUAUACAUGUUUUUCGUCGCCUUCCCCAUCAUCUUCCAAGAAGGCAAGGGUUACUCCGCCGGUAUCACCGGUCUCAUGUUCAUCCCCCUAGCCGUCGGCGUCGUCGCAUCCGCCGUCUGCGCACCUUUAGUGAACACACACUACCGAAAGCUGAUUUCCAAAUACAACGGCCUGCCCCCACCAGAGCUGCGUCUAAUCCCCAUGAUGUGCUCCUGCUGGUUCAUCCCAAUCGGCCUCUUCAUCUUCGCCUGGACCUCGUACCCGCACCUCAUCUGGGUCGGACCCGCAUUCGGCGGUUUCCCCAUCGGCUUCGGCUUCAUCUUCCUCUACAACUCCGCCAACAACUACCUCGUCGACGCAUACCAGCACCAAGCGGCCUCCGCCCUCGCCGCCAAGACCUGCAUCCGGUCCUUCUGGGGCGCCGCCGUCGUUCUCUUCACCACCCAGAUGUACGCGCGGCUCGGCUACCAAUGGGCCAGCACGCUCCUCGCCUUCAUCAGUCUCGCGUGUUGCGGUAUCCCCUUCUUGUUCUGGACGUACGGCGAGAAGAUCCGCCAGCGCAGUAAAUACGCGUACGCCGGCGAGGACGACGAGAAGCUCGCGGGCGUGAGCAAUGGCCCGCUUUCCCGUGAAGACGAUUCCGAGGACCAGGAUUUACGUCGUGCUAGGAGUUAUGUUAGUAAUCCUUGAACGGCCGUCUUGGUUAAGGGCAAAAACACAUUUACAUACGGAU